AUGGGCCCGAUCCGCCGGGCUCUCUGCCUCCUCGGCCUGCUGGCCCUGGGCUGCUCGUGGGCUGCGCCGCUGCAGGGCAACAGCCCCGUGGUCAUCUCCUUCCCCGGGGAGAUGGUCAGCCAGAUGUCGGACUGGGAGCGAGCCCACCGCUACCUGGAACGCUACGGCUACCUGAACGAGCCCGGCUCCGGCGUGGACGGCAAGCAGCGGAAGCUGGACUAUUUCCUCAAGAAGAUGCAGAAGCAGCUGGGCUUGCCAGAGACCGGGGAGCUGGACGCCCCCACCCUGGACGCCCUCCGGGCUCCCCGCUGCGGAGUCCCAGAUGUGGGCUCGUUCCAGACGUUCCAGGGAGACCUCAAGUGGGACCACACUGACCUCACGUACCGCGUGGUGAAUUACUCACCCGACCUGGACACGUCCAUCACCGACGACGCCUUUGCCCGAGCCUUCAAGGUGUGGAGCAAUGUGACCCCGCUCACCUUCACCAAGCGGCAGAGCGGCGAGGUGGACAUCCUCAUCCAGUUCGGAACGGGGGAACAUGGCGACGGCUACCCCUUCGACGGCAAGGACGGCCUCCUGGCCCACGCCUUCCCUCCGGGCAAGGACACCUACAGCGGAGACGCCCAUUUCGACGACGAUGAGUUCUGGACAUUGGGCACCGGGAUUGUGGUGAAAAGCUACGGCGGGAACUCCGACGGGGCCACCUGCCACUUCCCCUUCGUCUUCGAGGGACAAGCCUAUUCCACCUGUACGACGGACGGCCGGACGGACGGCGUGCCCUGGUGUGCCACCACCGCCAGCUUCGACCAGGACAAGCGCUACGGCUUCUGCCCCAGUGAACUUCUCUUCACGUACGGAGGGAAUGGCGGGGGUGAGAAGUGCGUCUUCCCCUUCGUCUUCCUGGGCAAGUCCUACGAUGCCUGCACCACCGAGGGGCGCCAGGACGGCUACCGCUGGUGCGCCACCACCGCCAACUUUGACCAAGACAAGAAGUACGGCUUCUGCCCCAACAGAGACACGGCGGUGAUCGGCGGCAACUCCCAGGGCGAGCCGUGCGUCUUCCCCUUCACCUUCCUGGGCCAGCGGUACUCGGCCUGCACCUCCGAGGGGCGCCAGGACGGGCGGCUCUGGUGCGCCACCACCAGCAACUACGACGUGGACAAGAAGUGGGGCCUUUGCCCCGACAAAGGCUACAGCCUCUUCCUGGUGGCCGCGCACGAGUUCGGCCACUCGCUGGGCCUGGAGCACUCCAGCGUGCGCGAGGCCCUCAUGUACCCCAUGUACACCUACGAGGCCGACUUCCACCUCCACCCGGACGACGUGGCCGGCAUCCAGUUCCUCUACGGCAAAGGGUCUGCUCCUGAGCCCACCGUGCCCAGCUGGCCCACCCAAAGCCCCGACGUGCCCGAGGAGCCCACCACGGAAGCGGACGGGAGCACCACCACAGAGGACUACGGCUCCGCGGCCACGGGGAGCACCCCCGUGGACCACCCCACGGAUGCCUGCAGUGCGGGCUGGUACAACGCCGUGGCGGAGAUCAAGACGGAGCUGUACCUCUUCAAGGACGGGCAAUACUGGCGGAAGCCGUCCGCCGGAGCCGCUCGCAUCCAGGGGCCGCUGCGGAUACGGGACACCUGGCCGGCUCUCCCGGACCUGAUUGACGCGGCCUUCCAGGACCCGCUGACGAAGAAGCUGUUCUUCUUCUCCGGCCGGCGCUUCUGGACAUACCGCGGGACGAGAGCCUUGGGCCCCCGCAGCAUUGAGAAGCUGGGCAUCGGCGGAGACGUGCAGAAGGUCACGGGCGCCCUGCGGAGGAAGAACGGGAAAGUGCUGCUGUUCAGCGGGGAGCAGUUCUGGAGGCUGGAUGUGAAGGCGGAGCGGGUGGACCGGGGGUACCCGCGGCACACAGACAGCCUCUUUGCCGGGGUCCCUCUCGACGCGCAGAACAUCUUCCUGUACAAAGGCAAAUACUACUUCUGCCGGGACCCCUUCUGCUGGCGAAUGACCCCACAGUACCAAGUGGACAAGGUGGGCUACCUGAAGUAUGACGUCCUGCAGUGUCCCGAGCAGUAGGGCCCGCUGGGCACCAUCGGGCCACCUGCGCCGGCCACCUCGCUCCGAGCAGGGCUGGCCACCCCGCCCCGAGGCGCCACCAGCCCGAGCAAGGGGCCCGCCCCACGGGGCCGAGCCGGCCGUCCGACUGUGGCCCGGCCAUCUGCGGGGCGUGCUGCGAGGACCCCCGGACCAGCAGGGAGGAGGAGGCCCCGCCACGCACGGCCGGGUCCCUGCAGCUGCCGACGCCACGCCAGGCCACGCCGUGCCUCCGCCGGCGCCACGUUCUGCUCGCGAGGCGGCUCUCACGUGUUGCGCACGCGUGUAAUAAAUUGGAUCCCGGCCCA
This is a messenger RNA of Varanus komodoensis (Komodo dragon), 2399 nucleotides long. It is a transcript of the gene MMP9, whose product is annotated as matrix metallopeptidase 9. The coding region runs from base 1 to 2073 and encodes 690 amino acids. NCBI's taxonomy places the organism in Eukaryota, Metazoa, Chordata, Lepidosauria, Squamata, Varanidae. Gene Ontology annotation, molecular function: metalloendopeptidase activity; zinc ion binding. The transcript has 13 exons. Gene Ontology annotation, cellular component: extracellular matrix. The record is from RefSeq and is a predicted model, not a curated record. Gene Ontology annotation, biological process: collagen catabolic process; extracellular matrix organization; proteolysis.